This is a messenger RNA of Miscanthus lutarioriparius, 873 nucleotides long. Lineage: Eukaryota; Viridiplantae; Streptophyta; Magnoliopsida; Poales; Poaceae. The record is from the annotation of a GenBank genome assembly.
AUGGCAGUCCCUUCCAUGGCAACUCCUAUCCCUGGCAUCCGCAAUGCCGUCAAGCCGAUUCAUCAUGUGAUGCGAUGGAGCUUAGAGAUCUUCCUCGGAAGCACCACAACGCUUUCUUUUAAUCCACAACAAUCUGUCCUCUCAGGUUAUGUGGGAACUGCCAAGCUUGCUGAUGCAAAGGAGGUCCUGAAAGGUAUCCAGCAGGAGCCAGGUGUGCAGUAUCCGGUGUUAAUCCCUAACCUCAGAGGAUUUGAGGCUGCUAUUGCAGCUGGGGCAAAAGAAAUUGCGGUUUUUGCAUCCGCCUCUGAAUCCUUCUCUAAGUCGAACAUUAACUGUACCAUUGAGCAAAGCCUUGUUCGGUACCGUGAUGUUACAGCAGCUGCCAUGAAACAUGGACUAACUAUCCGGGGGUAUGUUUCACGUGUGAUUGGUUGCCCUGUUGAAGGCGCAAUCGAUCCAUCGAAAGUGGCAUAUGUAGCUAAGGAGCUUUACAACAUGGGCUGCUCGGAGAUUUCACUUGGCGACACAACUGGUGUUGGGACACCAGCUGUCAUGGCGUUUGUUCCACUAGACAAGAUUGCUGUUCAUUUUCAUGAUACAUAUGGGCAAGCCCUCGCCAACAUCCUUGUCUCCCUUCAAAUGGGGAUCAACGUAGUGGACUCAUCAGUGUCAGGCCUUGGAGGCUGCCCAUAUGCAAAGGGCGCCACUGGCAAUGUUGCCACAGAGGAUGUUGUGUACAUGCUCCAUGGCCUGGGGAUAAAGACCAACGUCGACCUCAACAAGCUCAUGGAGGCUGGUGAUUACAUUUCCAAGGAAUUGGGCAGGCCACUGGGUUCCAAGACUGCGACUGCUCUGCGCAAGCUAACUACCUGA